AUGGCUGUGAGAUCUCUUGAUACUAAUAAAAAUCCAUUUCGAUCUCAUGAAAAUGAUGAAGAGCUUGUUGGUGCUGAAAUACUAUACCUUAGUGCAGUUAGUGCUGAAAUAUCAUACCUUAUUGUAAUUGAAGUGCUAAACAAGGCAAGGGAAGAGCUCGAUAGAGUUAUCAGUAGAGAGAGAUGGGUGGAAGAGAAAGACUGCACACAAUUACCAUACAUUGAAUCAAUUCUGAAUGAAACAUUCAGGUUACAUCCAUUGGGAACUAUAUUGGCACCCCAUUAUUCAACUCAAGAUUGCAAUGUGGCUGGCUAUGACAUACCAAAAGGAACCACAAUUUGGGUGAAUUUAUGGAGCAUAGGGAGGGAUCCAAGAAAUUGGGAAUUUCCAGAUGAAUUUAUUCCAGAGAGGUUUAUGGGGAAAGAUUUUGAUAUAAGUGGACAAAAUUUUAAUUUGUUACCAUUUGGUUCAGGGAGAAGGAGGUGUCCAGCUUAUAGUCUUGGAGUUAAAAUUGGAAAAUCAACUUUGGCUAAUUUGAUACAUGGAUUAAAUUGGAAGUUGCCUAAAAUUAUGAAGCCAGAGGAUGUGAAUAUGGAGGAACAUUUUGGAUUGACUACUCAUCCUAAGUUCCCACUUAAUGUGAUUGUGGAACCUAGACUUGCUUCUCAUCUUUAUAAAUAA
Messenger RNA from Solanum dulcamara, 681 nucleotides. RefSeq names its product trimethyltridecatetraene synthase-like. The record is from RefSeq and is a predicted model, not a curated record. Gene Ontology annotation, molecular function: monooxygenase activity; oxidoreductase activity, acting on paired donors, with incorporation or reduction of molecular oxygen; heme binding. The transcript is spliced from 2 exons. Lineage: Eukaryota; Viridiplantae; Streptophyta; Magnoliopsida; Solanales; Solanaceae. Bases 1 to 681 code for a protein of 226 amino acids.